Penicillium maclennaniae is the source of this 2310-nucleotide messenger RNA. RefSeq lists its product as uncharacterized. The coding region runs from base 1 to 2310 and encodes 769 amino acids. NCBI's taxonomy places the organism in Eukaryota, Fungi, Ascomycota, Eurotiomycetes, Eurotiales, Aspergillaceae. The transcript has a single exon. The record is from RefSeq and is a predicted model, not a curated record.
AUGGAGUCUCCAACGCGUCCCGUACUUAGCCCCGCAAAGGUCCUUCACCCGGUCUCGCCGGAACGCAUGAAUCAACAGACAAUUCCCGCCUCUCCUUCACUGCCCUCAGAUUUAUUGUCUAUUCACCAUAAAAAUACUAAGGGGGUCUCCGAAGUGCAAGCCAAAGUGGCAUUCUUGAACAGUCUUUCGCGUCAGGGUAGCCCCAGCGCCGGUCAAGCUGCCGCAAAUCAUGCCGCCCUUCAAAGAGCAAUCAUCGGCCGUGAGGAGGCAGAGUCUGCCCUGAGCUCAGUACAAGAAGAGCUUGCCGAAGCACAAUCAAGAGAACGCCGAAUUAGCGAACGACUGGAAUCAUUGUUGGAAGAAUUACACGGCACCAAAGAACGCCAAGCCCAAGAACGGUCGAUCUUCGAGAAAGAAAUUCGCAAAGCCCGCAAAGAGGCCUUCCGUGCGGGAUCAAAUCUGGUCAAACUACAAGAAGAAUUGAAGCACUCCAAAUCUGAAUCUAAGGCUAUCGAAAAGGAACUUGCAGCAGAGCGGGAUGCCAAGAACAAGGCGAAGCAAGAGGCAUUCGAACGUGCAUACGCUCUUGCCGGUCUAACCGAAGAACUGGAAAUUCUCAAGGGCCAGCUUCGGUCCAUGGAGGCAUCCAACCACUCAAGCACAUUAGAAGUCCGCGCCCACGAGAUUCGGAGGGAAGACUUCGGCAGAUUGUCCCUGGCAGAGGGCGAUCUCGCCUUUCUGACCACCCCGCGACGACCAAAGCGCGUGGCACCAGACUCCGCCCGAUCUCAGAUGUCCGAGAUGGAAUCCGGCGAUGCGGCCGAAGCCACCCCUCCCAAGAAACUGCGACUUUCCGAAUGCACAACUCCCAUCGAGGUUGAGCAAACAAUCACUACCACCACGUCUCUAUCACACCUUGAUCCCGAAGCCUUGGACAACCUGAAGGAAGAGCUUGACCGUGAGCGUCGCCGGAGAGCCGAGGCUGAAGAAAUGGUCCAUUUUAUGAACAUCGAAUGUCAGUUUGAGCGAUGCUCUUGCCGGCUUGCGGAAAGUCAGGGUCGCCGUUACAUUUACGACGAAGAAUACUUUGAAAGGUUUCAGAAGCCACAGCUAGAGGCCGAGACUAAAGCAGCGCAAGAAGCCCGCGACGAACAGCAACGCCAAGCGGCAGAGCAGGCACGUGCUGAAGAGCUGGCGCGGGCUGAACAGCAAGCGCUUGCGGAGGAGCAAGCUCGCCUUGAGCAGCAAGCCCGUGCCGAGGAGCGGGCUCGCUUUGAGCAACAGGUCCGCGUUGAGGAGCGGGCCCGCGCCAUCCAACAGGCUCGUCUGGAAGAACAGGCUCGUUCUGAACAACGAGCUCUUGAAGAGCAAGCUCGUGCUGAACAGCGAGUUGUCGAAGAGCAGGCUCGUGCCGAGCAACAAGCUCGCAUUGAACAGCAGCUUGUUGAGGAGCAAGCUCGCGCUGAAAGAGCCCGUGAGCGCCAGCAGCAAGCCCUUGAAGAGCGGGCACGUGCUGAGCAACAAGCUCAUGUGGAAGAGCAGGCCCGCCUCAAACACCAACAGCAAAUCUACAUUCACUCAAGCCACACACCCUCUGUCGACCCUCCCAGCCCCGUCUACCAGCAACCCGAGACUUCUGUCAAGCCAGAGCCCAUCGAACUCCCGGAGCAAAUGCGUAUGCCUGAGGAGCCUAUGGUGACCUUUUCACCUGAGACCGGAACCUUCAAGACGUUCCCAUCACCCAUUCGCGACAAUGUUCGACCCCGACGAACUGAUUCUUUCACACUUUCUGAACUGAAGAGCUCGCAGGUCGACGCCUUGAACGGGAUGCGCACCUCAACUGCCUCUUCCAGUCGCCAUGCGGACUCCACUACCCCAACCGCUCCCCCAUUGCCACUCAAGGCCGCCCCUAGCUCAACAACAGAAUCUCUUGCUCGCGAAACCAACGAGAGCAGAACUGGUAGACGCACUGAACGGAGUGCCUACGGGCCUACCCUCGCAAGCACAAAACGGGUCCCUCUCCGCGAAGCCGCUGGGUCUCAGAACGCUGCCUUUGUUUCGGAUACACCUAUCAACCGAGAGGAAGCUCUGGCCAAAAUCCGAGAGCGCCGCGGCCGAGCACGCAGCAAGGUCCGCUCAGUGAGUGCGGCCGAGCCUUCCGGACGGCCAGUGGGAUCCAUUGGCAGCACCGGCGCAGCCGCAACCCGUGGUCCCCGUCGCAUUCCGAACCUUCGACCGGAUAGCAAGAGCGAAGGUGAGCUGGGUGAGCGGAGGGACUUGAGCGCCCCCGUGCGCAUGUUCCGACGAUGA